Arabidopsis arenosa is the source of this 1217-nucleotide messenger RNA. The record is from the annotation of a GenBank genome assembly. NCBI's taxonomy places the organism in Eukaryota, Viridiplantae, Streptophyta, Magnoliopsida, Brassicales, Brassicaceae.
GGGGGAUUUUUUGCUCCAGAGGCGACAGAAAAAAAUCUUACCCAACAACAAUGGGGUUUCUCCGUUGUCUCCAGUUGCUGCUUCUGUUUCUAUCUCUUCGUCUACAAAAGCUCUCUGCUCAAUCUCAACCCAAUGCUUCUUCUUCUUCUCUCGAUGCUCUUCUUCAAGAUUACUCUUUUAGAGCCUUUGUUCGUCCUCGUACCGGCAUUCUCUACGAAGCUUCUACUGUUCCUUCCAAUUUGACUGGGAUCAAACUCGCUGCCAUGAGACUCAGAAGCGGAAGCUUUAGAAAACGUGGAGUUACUCCUUUUAAAGAGUUCUCAAUUCCCAGCGGCGUUAUCGUUAAGCCGUAUGUGACAAGGCUUGUAUUGGUUUAUCAAAACCUAGCUAAUUUCUCUCACUUGUAUUACCCUUUGUCUGGUUAUGAUUAUGUCGCUCCUGUGUUGGGUCUUCUCGCUUACGAUGCUAAGAAUCUCUCUGCGGUUAAUUUGCCUGAGCUUGAUUUGAGGGUGUCUAAUGAUCCUAUCAGAAUCGAUUUCUCUGAUCUGGAACGAAUCCCGCAAGGGUCUAGUGCUAAGUGUGUUAGAUUUGAUUCUAAAGGUGAAGCGAGUUUCAGCGAAUCGAUUCAGCCUGGAAACACAUGCGAGACUGAGCAUCAGGGACAUUUCUCAGUUGUGGUAAAAUCUGUGGCUUCUGCUCCGAGUCCAGCUCCUCCAGUGGAUAGGAAGGAGAAGAAGAAGAGCUCUGAAUCCAAUUCCAAGACUUGGAUCAUUGUUGGGUCGGUGGUAGGUGGAUUGAUACUGUUGGGGCUUUUACUGUUUCUGGUUUUGAGAUGUCGGAAUUACAAGAAGCAAGAGAAAAUGAGGGAGAUGGAGAGAGCUGGAGAGACAGGGGAAGCUCUGAGAAUGACUCAGGUCGGAGAAACAAGAGCACCAACUGCUACUACGACUCGUACACAACCAAUGCUUGAAACCGAAUACGCAGCUUAGGAUACUUUGUCAAGUUGAUACUUCCACAUUCAUCUUGUUUCUCUGCUGGUGAUAAGGAAAUAAGUAAUAUUGUUUUCUUGUUGUGCUCUCAAAUCACAAAACUUUGGUGGUCGCUCCAUGGAAAUGAAAAGAGUUGGAUUGUUUCUGGAGUGCACUCACUUUGUUUUCUUCUAACUACUUUUGCUGUAAAGCUUUGCUCUUUUUUUGUAAUAAUGUCAACAUCUUUUG